AUGCGGAGUCUCACUGGUCAUACAAGUCCAGUUGAAUCUGUAGCUUUUAAUUCAGCAGAAGUUUUGGUGCUUGCUGGAGCUUCUACUGGCGCAACAAAAAUAAGGGAUCUGGAGGAAACAAAGAUGGUUCGUAUACUUACCGGACACAGAUCCAGCUGUUCUGCUGUUAAAUUUCAUCCAUUUGGUGAGUUCUUUGCUUCUGGUUCCAUGGACACUAAUCUGAAGAUCUGGGACAUUAGAAAGAAGGGAUGCAUCCACACAUACAAAGGUCAUACUCAAGGCAUUAGUACUAUUAAGUUCACUCCCGAUGGUCGAUGGGUAGUUUCUGGUGGGUUUGACAAUGUUCUAAAGGUGUGGGAUCUAACUGCUGGGAAGCUCUUGCAUGAUUUUAAAUUCCAUGAACGACAUAUUCGGUCUAUAGAUUUUCACCCCCUUGAGUUUCUCUUGGCCACAGGUUCAGCAGACAGAACUGUGAAAUUCUGGGAUUUGGAAACUUUUGAACUGAUUGGAUCUAACAGGCCUGAGUUAGUCUGA
Molecule: messenger RNA, 534 nt
Organism: Rosa chinensis
Lineage: Eukaryota; Viridiplantae; Streptophyta; Magnoliopsida; Rosales; Rosaceae
Product: katanin p80 WD40 repeat-containing subunit B1 homolog KTN80.1
Exons: 5
Coding region: 1-534 (177 amino acids)
Biological process (GO): microtubule depolymerization
Cellular component (GO): katanin complex
Molecular function (GO): protein binding
Source: RefSeq, a predicted model, not a curated record